Chenopodium quinoa (quinoa) is the source of this 558-nucleotide messenger RNA. Its product is annotated as glycine-rich protein 3-like. Lineage: Eukaryota; Viridiplantae; Streptophyta; Magnoliopsida; Caryophyllales; Amaranthaceae. The transcript has 2 exons. The coding region runs from base 1 to 510 and encodes 169 amino acids. The record is from RefSeq and is a predicted model, not a curated record.
AUGUUUCCUAGGGCUUAUUAUAUAAGGUAUGUAAAUGAGCACAAUAUUCAUCAUCAAAAUUUCAUCAAUCAAAUCAUCAAAUUUGUUGAGUUUUUAUUAAAAAAAUGGUUUCUAAGGUUUUUCUUCUAUUGGCUCUUUUGGCUAUUGUUUUUCUCAUCUCUUCUGAGGUUGCAGCUAAAAGACUUGACUCAAACUUCCACUAAUUCCGAACAAAUUAAGGAUAAGAAAGUUGACACCAAAGUGGAGGAUGCCAAGCACGGAUACGGUGGAUACCCCGGCGGAGGAUACGGUGGCUACCCAGGUGGUGGCUAUGGAGACCGAGGUGGCGGAUAUGGACGCCGAGGUGGAUAUGGUGGCGGAGGAGGAUACAGAGGCCGUGGAGGAUAUGGAGGCCGAGGCGGAUACGGAGGAGAAUGCGGGCGUUACGGUUGCUGCUACCGUGGAUACAAUGGUUGUAGAAGGUGUUGUGCUUAUGCUGGUGAGGCCGUUGAUAACAAGCCUCAUAACUAGCACUGUCAAAACGGUUUGACAGUUCGGUUUCGGUUCGGUUUGAAAUCG